GGAGCCGCUAAGGGUGCUAACAACGCAGCGGGCAAGGCCGGCGCCGCGGCAGGCAACAAGGGUUCAACAACAACGGCGGCGGCCGCUGCCGCUGCUUCGACUGCCGCUGCCGCUGCCGCAAGUGGAAAGGGUGCGAACAACGCUGCUUCUGGGGACCCCCAAACCUCUUUGACGCUCCUCAACUCGGUUAUCGCGACUGGAUUUGCCUCCAAUGGCCAGGAAACGCCUACUGCUGGCCAAUCGGCUUCGUUGACGUCGACGAACAACUUUAUCAACUUCUGCGCGACCACAAAGCUGCCCAUCACAAACGGCCAGCAGAUCAAAACUGGCUCGUGUAACCCAGCGCCAAUGGGUAUUAUUGCUGCGACCACCAACAUGCCAUCGUCCAAGUUUGUCUUCCCCAAGAACACGGAUACCUCGAUUCAGCCGAACACGGCCUUCACGAUCCAGAUGGCGAUCAAGAACAUCCAGACGGGCACGUUCGUGAACGCGCAGGCAAACUACUACUCUGCCCCACAACAGGUCAACGCGCAGGGUCAAAUCAUCGGCCACACACACGUCGUCAUUGAGAAGCUUACCUCGCUCGACCAAACGACGCCCACGGACCCCAACGUGUUCGCGUUCUUCAAGGGUAUCAACGGAGCAGCGCAGAACGGCAUCGUUACCGCCGACGUCACCGCCGGUCUCCCCGCUGGCACUUACAAGAUCUCGUCGAUCAACGCAGCCGCUAACCAUCAACCAGUAUUGGUCGCUGUUGCCCAGCACGGAUCUCUCGAUGAUGUCGCCUACGUCAGUGUU
Heterobasidion irregulare TC 32-1 is the source of this 798-nucleotide messenger RNA. RefSeq lists its product as uncharacterized. The record is from RefSeq and is a predicted model, not a curated record. The transcript has 3 exons. Lineage: Eukaryota; Fungi; Basidiomycota; Agaricomycetes; Russulales; Bondarzewiaceae. The annotation marks the transcript as partial.